AUGGGUUGUUUUGUCACCCUGGUCUUAUCAGGGGCGUGUAUUCCAUGGAACGCUGCUCCACCUCGGGUCUGCCCUACAAAGUGGUACAAGUGGAGAAACACCUGCUACUUGGUGACGGAGUCCACCGUUGAGUGGACCAGCGCCAGAGAUGAAUGCAGAAAGUUGGGUGGCGUCCUGGCGGUGCCGCACUCCCUGGAAGAAAAUGAUUUCCUCCUGGCAUUGGUUCCAGAUAGAAGCAAUGCUUGGAUUGACUGCAGUGAUCGUAUGAUGGAGGGUAGCUGGGAGUGCAAGGAAGGAGGAGAAGAGGUCAGCUACAGGAAUUGGGAUCAGGGUCAGCCUGAAGGAGAUGACCCUCCCCGGGUGGCAUCAUCAGAGAAAUUCUUGAUCUACUUUUGA
Molecule: messenger RNA, 396 nt
Organism: Acanthaster planci (crown-of-thorns starfish)
Lineage: Eukaryota; Metazoa; Echinodermata; Asteroidea; Valvatida; Acanthasteridae
Product: C-type lectin domain family 4 member E-like
Source: RefSeq, a predicted model, not a curated record